Molecule: messenger RNA, 228 nt
Organism: Amoebophrya sp. A120
Lineage: Eukaryota; Dinophyceae; Syndiniales; Amoebophryaceae
Source: the annotation of a GenBank genome assembly
CGAACAAACUUUGUUGGACUUGCCUCGCCCUCGUCGUAAUGGACAAGCUGACGGCGACAAACCAAGUAAGUUUUCCAUCGUGGAGGUUGUUUUUCUUUUUUCUCCCUUGAUGAUUUUCAGAUUGCUGGUUGAAAGCCUACCUCUGAAAAGUUAGAAGCGGCAAAUCAUCAUCCUCUUAGACGAGGGCUGUUGUACUAUUCUCACCUGCUCCGUAUAAUUUAUGUGACC